This is a messenger RNA of Acaulospora morrowiae, 580 nucleotides long. Lineage: Eukaryota; Fungi; Glomeromycota; Glomeromycetes; Diversisporales; Acaulosporaceae. The record is from the annotation of a GenBank genome assembly.
AUGACAGGAUUGCUUGGCACGAGGUAUUCCAACGAAACUGCAAAUAAUCCAGUUGUCGUGAUUCAAAAUACAGAAAUCACCGUUAGUGACCUUGCUAUACAGUUUGGAAGAAAUUACAAAGGACAAUUGGCUUUUGUAGUUUUGUUUACUAUCGCUAAUGAACACGGAAAUAUACUCCGAGACGGUUGGAAAUAUAUUUUGGAGAUAAUUAAGAAUCUUUUCGUCAACUCUCUACUGCCAAUUUCAAUGUUACAAGUUGAGGACUUUCUCGCCGGGACAAUCACCAUUCCCUUGAAGCCCAAAACUUCACAACUUUCUAAGCAGGAAAGGAAUCGUGAUAACUCACUGCUUUCUGCUUUAUCAUCAUAUUUGUUAUCUCCAUAUGCUGGGAACUAUGAAUCCUCCCGGGGAGAUCCUACAGAGGAAGAAAUAGAGUGUUGUAUGUGCACAGUGGAGUGCGUUGGUGUUUCUCACCUGGAGGAGAUUUUUGCCGAUAUAAGAUUAUUAGAACAGGAAUCGCUUGAAUUUCUCAUGAAAUCCCUCAAGUUCAUUGCAGACGGCAACACGGCUACCAAGAUUG